Messenger RNA from Acanthoscelides obtectus, 4208 nucleotides. NCBI's taxonomy places the organism in Eukaryota, Metazoa, Arthropoda, Insecta, Coleoptera, Chrysomelidae. The record is from the annotation of a GenBank genome assembly.
CACAAACAAAUGUCCGCACAAAGUAUCCGACUGCAUAUGUAUGAGCGAGGGAAAUGGAUGUAUAAAGGUCGACAAAUCUUUGCCUAAAGAAAAGCAAGUAUCGCAAGCAAAAAGUAUCCUACAGCAAAAACAUAGAGCUUUGGCAGAUCUGUUCAAAAACCUGAACAAAAUCGGCCUCUCGUACAAAACUGGAAUUUUGGAAAGCAAGUUGAAGAAACCGUUAGACGACUUCCUCCAUAGGCCGAUCGAUCUCAACACAAACUUCAGCCAUAUAAACCAUGGACGACAGGAAGAAAAGAUGUUAACUAUAUGGAAUUGCUGCGAAAUGUACUACAUGAGAUCGCAAAUGAGAAUUGAUGUGUUGGAAACAGCUCUUCAAAAUCCUUCCAAAGAACUAGGCCCUCAAAACCUAGAAAGAUGUAAAGGAUUUAGCGCUCAUCUAUUAGCUCUAGCUCAACAUCAAAAGCAGCAACUGACACAAUCUAGCAGACUGUACUACUACUUACGGUACUAUUUAUUACAAAUGAAUGAAUUCUGUGAAGGAAAUGAUUUUUUACAUAUUGAAUUAACUAACAACAUAACGACAUUUAUGAAAAACGCGACGGUGAUCUUGAAUCAGUAUAAAAUCAUUCUAAACACUUGCCCUUCAGAAGACGAUUUCACUAGUAGUAGUAAGAUGGAAAUACCUGUAUUGAAGUUCGGUGGUAAAGAAGCGAUCUAUAAUAAAGAUAGCACCUGUUGGUCUGAAACUGUGGCACUGAUCAACGAAUUACUAGCAGUUUGCAGAAAAAUAAGCGGGAUCUUGCAAAAGUGCAAAAAGUCGGCACCAGCUGUGGAGUACGACUUGGUCGUACCCGAAUUCAUACCAGUGCCAGAUCUUUACGAGAUAUUGAAAAAUCUAGAUAGUAUUAAAGAUGGUAUUGGGCAUUUGAAAGAAAUCUUCGACAAUAACGCUACAACUAACAGUCUCACUUGGCUGCUAAAAGAAGUUAACAGAAUCCUAGAACAGUGUAAGGAAAGUAAAUCUUUGGACAUCAAUUUUGAAAAAUGUAAGAAACGUUCAGAGAAAUUGACCGAGGCAGUGCUUGUGGUCAUACAAAAUAUGUAUAAAAAGUAUUCUGCUGUGGAGAAAGUUGAAAAGAACAAAGAUACGGAAGAUGAACCAGUGGAGCUAAGAGAUGAAAAUUUGAAGAAGCUUUUGGUUGAAAAUCUCGUCUCGGAUAUAUCUAGUUUAGAAAUGAAAAAAAUUCUUACAAGGACCCAUAAACUAGCUAAAAUCGUGUUAUCUACUCCACCUCAAUAUACAGAACAAGUAAAGAAGGUCGCGAACCAGUCCCUACCUCUACUAGAACAACUUACUCAAUUUUACCAGUAUUUUAUAACACAACAAGUGGCUACAUACAGAGUUACUUGCAAGAUGAUGUCUAUAUUGCUAAACAUCUUCAUUGAACUUGCAUCGAAGGGUUUUUGCACACCACCAGAGCUUUCUGAUGAAAUGGACAAAGAAGGUGUGAGCAAGCCGUCUGAUGGAAUGGGAUUAGGAGAAGGUCAAGGAGAAAGAGAUGUUUCCGAUAAAAUAGAAUCAGAAGACCAGUUGGAAGAUGCUCAACCUGCUGGACAAGAGAAGACACAGGAAGAAGAUCAGGAAUGCAAAGAGGAAGAGAAAGGUAUAGAAAUGAGUGAGGAUUUCGAAGGCAAGAUGCAGGACGUGGAUAAAAAAGGAGAAGAAGAUGACAGUGAGAAGAGCUCUGAUGAUGACGAAGAUGCUGAUGAACAAAUGGGCGAAACAGAAAAAGGCGCUGAUCAACUGGAUCAGGAGAUUUGGGGAGAUGAUAAGGAAGAGGAAGAAGAUGAUCAAGAGUCCCAAGAGGAGGAAAAGGGUGAUAAGGGCGAGAAAGAAGGUGAAAGUCAGCUAGGUGCUAAAGAACAAAAUCCAUCAAAAGACCAACAAGAAAAAGACGAUGACGAAAGCCCCGAAGCAAAAGAGAAGAGUAAGAAAGACAUAAAUGAAAUGGAAGAACCAGAGUUGGAUGAUGAUCAAGUGGAUCCACACCAUGGUAACCAAAAGGAAUUACCGGAGCCUGAACCAAUGGAUCUUCCAGAUGAUCUUCAGUUGGACGAGGGUCAGCAAGAUGAUAAACAGGAAGAACAGGAGGACAACCCGUUUGAUGUGGAUGCAAUGAAAGAACAAAACAUGCCUGAAGAACAAAAAGAAGAUGAUGCUGACAAACCUGACGAGGAAUUAAAAGACAAAAAUGAUGAAGCUGAAGAGUUUAGCAGUGACGAUGAAGAUAUCAAGAAAGGUGAUCAAGAUACCGAGGAAAUGGAGCAAACAGAAGAAAGUGAGAAGAAAGAUAGUGAAGACAAAGGAAACCAGGAAGCAGAUAACGCAGAAAAAGAUGAUGAAACAGAAAAUACCGAUGAUACAGCUUUGGAUCAAACACAGAGCCAUCAGGAUAAUGUUGAAGCUAUGGAAACAGACGAAGCUAAUGCAGCUGAUAAGACUGAGGCAACACAGUCCGAUGUGCAACAACCAAAUACAGCCACAGAUGUCCAACAAGAAGAUAAACCAGAUAAAGAUGGAGCAGGUCAGGCUCAGAUGGAAGAAAGCACCACAGGUCAUUCCGCUUCUACCAGCGCUCCCCAAGAAACGAAGUCGUCAAAGAGAGAAGCUGAAGAAGAUACUAAACAAAAGCCAGGAGAUUCCGAUUCUCAAAGGACUCUUGGUGAUGUUGAUCAACCAGUCAGGAAAAAAUUGAAGACGGUUGAAUCUAAAAAUAGCAAAGAGCAAGAGCCGAAGGACGUUGAAGAUGAUGCGGAACAGACCGCUGAAAUGUAUGAGCAUAUCAAAGAGGGACAGGAAUCCGAAAUUCAGAUUCUGGAUAUCGCUACAAAGGAGCAAGCAGAAUCUCAGAAGAAAGAAGCUCAACAUAAAGAUGACGAGGCGGAAGAAGAAGAGGUUGUAGAAUCAUCUGAGCAGAUUCCUGAGGAACAAGUAGAGGAAAUGGAAAUAAGUGAUGUUCCUAAAGAAUAUGCUGACAAAGUCGAGGAAGCAAAGGAGAAACAGGGCAAGAAAGGACAGCAUCCAGAAGGCGACGUUCUGGAAGAAACUAAAGAAAUCCAGGUAGAAGGCGAAGUAGUUCAAACGUCCACAGUCCCUCGACCUACGGAAACUACCCACCACACCUCCUUCGCAGACAUAUCCGCCACCACUGCUUCCAGGUUGACCAUGGCGGAGAUGGCGGCCGUCCGGGGAGAAGUUGAACAACAGCUGGCAGCUUGGAGUGAUCCUCCAAGCUGUGCGGAAGCUGAACGAGCUUGGCAGAAAAUAUCAUCGGUCACUGGAGGCCUGGCACAGGAACUGUCUGAACAGUUGAGACUGGUGCUAGAACCCACUUUGGCCAGCAGGUUGAAGGGUGAUUUCAGGACGGGCAGGAGGAUCAACAUGAGGAAGGUGAUACCGUACAUCGCUUCCCAAUUCAGAAAAGACAAGAUUUGGCUCAGAAGAACGAAACCAUCCAAAAGGGACUACCAGAUCGUGAUAGCCAUUGAUGACUCUUCCAGUAUGGCGGACAACCACUCUAGGGAAUUAGCUUUUGAAAGUGUUGCACUUAUUUCGAAAGCACUCACGCUGCUUGAGAGUGGACAACUUUCUGUUGUCAGUUUUGGUGAAAGAGUAGAGGUGAUCCACAAACUGACGGAACAGUUUACUGAUCGCAGUGGUACAAAGCUACUACAGAAAUUCAGGUUCGACGAGACAAAAACCAAUGUGGGGAAGCUAGUGGAUUUCGUCACAGAGAUGUUUAACCAAUCGCAGAAGCAGACCGCAGCUGUCAACGCGAAGCUCCUAGUGAUUGUUAGUGAUGGCAGGGGUGUGUUUUCAGAAGGCGAGACUUACGUCCGACAAGCUGUGAGAAGAGCCAAGUUGGCCGACAUAUUUACGGUGUUCGUCAUUGUUGACAAUCCGGAGAACAAAAGCUCUGUAUUGGAUAUAAGGAUGCCGUUGUUUAAAGAUGGAAAGUUAUUGGGAAUAUUAAGCUAUAUGGACUUCUUCCCUUUCUCCUUUUAUAUUAUCUUGAGGGAUAUUAAUUCCUUGCCAAAUGUGUUAAGUGAUGCACUUAGGCAGUGGUUUGAAAUUGUGUCAAAUGUAGAUAAGUGAAUGAUUGUACCGAUAAGGUCGUAAUUAAUAAAGUAUACUAUUAUUCUAA